Molecule: messenger RNA, 4437 nt
Organism: Ficedula albicollis (Collared flycatcher)
Lineage: Eukaryota; Metazoa; Chordata; Aves; Passeriformes; Muscicapidae
Gene: ABCG4
Product: ATP binding cassette subfamily G member 4
Exons: 15
Coding region: 533-2458 (641 amino acids)
Cellular component (GO): plasma membrane
Molecular function (GO): ATP hydrolysis activity; ATP binding; ABC-type transporter activity
Source: RefSeq, a predicted model, not a curated record
GCGGUGGGACCCCGGGCGGGGAGGCGAGAUGGUGCAGGGCACAGCACGGUCAGGCACAGCCCGAGCUCCUUCUCCUGCUGCCGGGGGGGAUCCCGGACCCCCUCCCAGCCUCUAAAAGCCAGGUAAGCGUGCUCCCCACCCUGCUUGGCUCAGCAUCUCCCGAGCCCAGCCGUGCUGCAGCCGGCUGAGGAGCACUGCAGGCAGGAGAGGGCUGGGGCAGGUGUAUCAGCGUCAUGGCCCCAGUUCAGUGCUGGCCUGGCCUCUGAGGCUGUGCUCUAAGCGCCCCGAAGGUGAAAUGAUGAACCAAGGAAGGCAGAGAAGGAACGGCACCAGCAGGGCCCCCUCCCUGUUCUGUUAAAGCUCUGCCAGCAAACCCAGGGGGACCCCAGGCACUAUGUGAUGGAUCCAGGGCUGCUCUGCCCCAGGAGCACGGCGUGCUUUGUCCACAAAACCGGCUGGAAUAAUCUGCUUGUUUGGGAUUUCAUAGCUCUGUUCCCUAAGGCCAGGGCAGGGCUGGAUCCCGAGCAGCAGGAUGGCGGAGAAGGGCAUGGACCCCGCCUGCGUCUCCAUCGCCCUGGAGGACACGGUGUGCCACGCCGGCCCCCCGGACCCCCCCCUGCUCACCACCCACUUGAAGAAGGUGGAGAACCACAUCACAGAGGCCCAGAGGUUUUCCCACCUCCCGAAGCGCUCGGCUGUCAACAUCGAGUUCAUCGACCUGUCCUACUCGGUGCGGGAGGGAUCCUGGUGGAGGAAGAGAGGGUACAAGACUCUCCUCAAAUGUCUGUCAGGGAAGUUCUGCCAGCGGGAGCUGAUUGGGAUCAUGGGCCCCUCGGGAGCUGGGAAAUCCACACUAAUGAACAUCCUGGCUGGCUACAGGGAGACUGGGAUGAAGGGGCAGAUCCUGGUGAACGGGCGGCCGCGGGACCUGCGCACCUUCCGCAAGAUGUCCUGCUACAUCAUGCAGGAUGACAUGCUGCUGCCACACCUCACCGUGCUCGAGGCCAUGAUGGUCUCUGCUAACCUGAAGCUGAGCGAGAAGCAGGAGGUGAAGAAGGAACUGGUGAAUGAGAUCCUGACGGCCCUGGGGCUGCUGGAGUGCUCGUACACCCGCACCAGCUCCCUGUCGGGGGGCCAGCGCAAGCGCCUGGCCAUCGCCCUGGAGCUGGUCAACAACCCGCCCGUCAUGUUCUUCGAUGAGCCCACCAGCGGUCUGGACAGUGCCUCCUGCUUCCAGGUGGUGUCCCUGAUGCGGUCCCUGGCUCAGGGUGGGCGCACCAUCAUCUGCACCAUCCACCAGCCCAGCGCCAAGCUCUUCGAGAUGUUCGACAAGCUCUACAUCCUGAGCCAGGGCCAGUGCAUCUUCAAGGGUGUCGUGACCAACCUCAUCCCCUACCUGAAGGGCCUCGGCCUCCACUGCCCCACAUACCACAACCCUGCUGAUUUCAUCAUCGAGGUGGCCUCAGGAGAGUACGGGGACCUCAACCCCGUCCUGUUCCGCGCUGUCCAGAACGGGAUGUGCACCAUGGCUGAGAAGAAGAGCAGCCCUGACAAGGCAGAUUCAUCGUGCCCACCGUGUGGGACGGACGUGGAUCACAUCGAGAGCCACACAUUCGCCACCAGCACCUCGACUCAGUUCUGCAUCCUCUUCAAGAGAACCUUUAUCUGCAUCCUGAGGGACACGGUGCUGACCCACCUGCGGUUCAUGUCCCACAUCUGCAUCGGGGUGCUCAUCGGGCUGCUCUACCUGCACAUCGGCAACGACGCGGGCAAGGUCUUCAACAACACCGGCUUCCUCUUCUUCUCCAUGCUCUUCCUCAUGUUUGCUGCCCUCAUGCCCACCAUCCUCACCUUCCCCCAGGAGAUGACUGUGUUCCUGAGGGAGCACUUGAACUACUGGUACAGCCUCAAAGCCUAUUACCUGGCAAAGACCAUGGCAGAUGUGCCCUUCCAGGUGAUCUGCCCCAUCGCCUACUGCAGCAUUGUGUACUGGAUGACGGGCCAGCCCCCCGAGGCCACGCGCUUCCUGCUCUUCUCUGCCCUGGCCACCGCCACAGCCCUGGUGGCCCAGUCCCUCGGGCUUCUCAUCGGAGCUGCUUCCACUUCCCUGCAGGUGGCCACCUUUGUGGGACCCGUCACUGCCAUCCCCGUGCUGCUCUUCUCGGGCUUCUUCGUCAGCUUCAAGACCAUCCCCACCUACCUGCAGUGGAGCUCCUACGUCUCCUAUGUCAGGUAUGGCUUCGAGGGAGUCAUCCUCACCAUCUACGCCAUGGAGCGCGAGGACCUGGAGUGCCUCGAGGACUUCUGCCCUUUCCAAAAACCCAUCAAGAUCCUGCAGGAGCUGGACGUGGAGGAGGCCAAGCUCUACCUGGACUUCCUCAUCCUGGGCAUCUUCUUCAUCAUCCUGCGGCUCCUGGCUUACCUGGUGCUCAGGUACAAGGUCAAGUCUGAGAGAUAAAGGGGCCGUGGGGCCCCGGUGCCGCUCCCGGGCCUGGCCUGCUGCGAGAGAUGUUCUGCAGAUGGACACGGCGCUCCUGCAGGUCCCAGACCGUGGUGGAGGCACUGGGAGGUGCCAGCCAGGCCUGGCUCAGUCGAGAAGGGUUUUGAGACAUCUCGGAACUGUUUUAACCUUUCCACACACUCUUCAUUGCAAAACGUUUUGUACAGCCCUGGCAUGUGCCACCCUCCCCCCCAGGACCCACGAGCCCCACGGAGCUUGGGUGCCCUCUCGUUGUCCCUGCUGCCCUGGGGACACCAGGGACAGUCCUGCAGAGGAGGUUUGUGCUGAGCACGAGGAGCCUGCCCCGUGCUGGGGGAGCAGAGGGCUGGGCUGGGCUGGCCUGGGCUGGGAGGAGAGAGCUGCACAGCUGGAAGCACAGCUGGAGAUCCCACUCCUCAUCCUGGCCAGCAGCGUGUGAGUCAGUGCUGAGAGGAGCCAUAGGAGAAGUUGCACAAGGCUUUAGUGUUUCCUGUCACCGUAGCCACAGAGAUUGCUGCAUCCCUUUUUCCUUUCUAAGCAAAUCCUCCUUCUUUUUUUUCCUUUUGUUUUUAUUUCCCCCCUUUUUUUCCCCCCCACAAACCCCACUGCAUCCCAGUCAUCAUGGAGGGGAAAGAGAGCCAGCAGGCAGAGAAGGACUUGGGGCUCUGUCUCAGACUCCUGCUGGGACACCAUCCUCAGAGAUGGGAGCUUCAAACCAGGGUCUGUGGGAGCAGGACAGUGUUCUCAGACCUUAGGGAGGCUCACAUUCAGUCCCUGUUGUCUCUGGGGUCAGAGACGAGAGAGUCUGAACCAAAUCAACCAACACUGAGAGAAGUGACUGGUCCCUUGCAUGGAGCAAGGAGGAUUCAGGUUCCCACACCCUGCCAGUUCCAGGAGGCUGAAGAACAGGGCUGGGCUGGGCUGUGUCAUCACUGGAGCCUCUGCUGCAGGAGGAGAGCUGGCCCUGAGCCCUUCCCUGCAGCCUGUCUUCCCCAGCACCACCGGGGCUGUCUCAGCAGGACAGGGCGGACGAGCCUCGCUCAGCACCGACUGUGCAAGGAGGGGAUGCCAAGGACACCCAGCCUGUCACAGUGCCAGGCCCCAGGGUGACACUGUGCAGAAGGGGGUCCCAGCAGUGCCUGAACUGGAAACCAGGUGAGAUCCCAGACUGGUUUGUUUGCAGCGGGCAGCCUGGACACUGGGAAGGCUUUUGCAUUUUGUGACUGGUGCCAGGAAAAGAUCCCAUUUGACACGUGGCUCUGGUGGCUGCUCCAAAGUCACACACCUUGCAGAGGGAAGGCACUUCAGCAUCUUGCUGGCUCUCCAGAGGAACUGAGCUGAGCCCAGAGCUGGUGGGGCAUCUGCACAUGCUGCUGUGCUGGGAACACAGCGCCCUGCUUACCUGCACAGCACAGGCUCCGUGGGUGUGCUGCCACUGCUGGCACCGGGCUGCACUGUCACCCACAAAGGUGGCAACCCAAAGGGUUUUGGUGAGCACAGAUGUGGGGGAGGCAGCCCUGCCCCACCCUGGCAGGCUGGCCCUGGUUCAGGUCAGCCUGGGGCAUCCUGCUCCUGGCACUUGGAGCAGCAGGGAUCGCAGGAAAAUGCCAGAUUGCAGCAGAGGAAUUCCUGGAGGCUGAUCUUUGGUUUUGCUGGGUUGGGUUGGGGCUGCGCAGCAGAGUCUGGCUGGGCUGGCCCUGCUGCUGGGCACUCAGCAAAGCUCAGUUUGCUCUGCCUGGAGAGCACUGAGGAAUGUUUGGCCAUGGGGCUCUCUGGCACAGAGGGCUGGAAGCAGGACACACCCUGCUGCCCUUUCCAUGCUGAGCAUCAGGGUUUUCCCCAGGGUUGUUGCCUGACUUCUCACUAUCCCUCACAAAAUCCCCCUCUGCUCCUGGACCAUCCCCCAGUGCCGUGCUCUGCAGUGGAGCUGUGCCAGCUGCAGUGGAGGGCUGCAGUGC